AAAUUAAGUAGGGUGACGUCAUCCCGAAAACUUGUGGUAUCACUUUGAAUUUGUGGCAUUGUUAACACGCCGCAAUAUGAACAACCAGCAGAAAUUACGGCGGGACACAGCUCCUGGUUCGGCCAUGAUGGCUAUGGUCGUAAAAAUGGCUCAACAGGCAGAGCUUCCACGAGAGUCUCCAACAUUCACAAGAUUACCAAAUUUUCGUCACACCGGUCCACCGGGACCGCCAUCUCCAAAUGCUUACAAUACGCAAAGCCUCAAUUUACCGUCUUCAAGUGGAACGCAACGUAGAUCAUCAUUUGGAUUAGGAAGUUUGUUUUCGACUCCGUUAGCAAGAAGAAAAAAUAAUUCAUCACCACUGAGUGUAGAUUCUGUUCACCCUAGUCCGCUGAGUUCGAAGCGAUUUCCAAUCGACGCGGAAGACACUCCUUAUCUGAGCGAUGAGAUACGACAUCGCAUUAAAGAACUGAGUGCUCGAACAAAACUCAAACAAAAAGGAGAUCCAACCAGGAAUACCAACAAUUGUGCAUCAAAUAAGAACCAAGCAAGUACAAAUAACGAUCCAAGAACUAACGCAAUUCCCGGAGGUACAUCAGCAAACUCCAGUAGACAAAGUUCUAAUCGAGACUACUCUACGAACGGCGUUUUGACAAGAACCCUAACAAAAAUGACGUCUAACGACAGCAACGCCAAUCGUCGCAUGAACACGCCACGAAUCAUAGGACAAACAAACAGAAGAUUGCCAGGAGUUGGGAAUAACUCGUACAGUAAUGACGAAAACCCUAUUUUCGGUGUAUCAAGUGUCACAAUACCCCAUAUAGAGGAAGAAGGUUACUUGAACAAUUACGAGUUGAAUUUUCUUCGUUAUGCGGCAGAGGGUGAUCUCAAAGAAGUGAAACAAAUUUUUGAAGAACAGACUUAUUAUUUAUUUCAUCUAGAUGUAAAUUGCGUCGAUUCUUUGGACAGAACUGCACUCAGUCUUGCUUUAUUAAACAGACAUAUUGAUGUCGUCAGGUUUCUGUUGAGUGAUGAAGUAGUGGGGAUCGAACUACGAGAUGCAUUGUUUUAUGCAAUUGAGUGUGAGUUUUACGAAGCUAUAGAAAUGUUGCUUGAAAAAGAUUCUCAAACUUCCGUACAAAUUGUUCCGGGUACAACGUCACCGUUUGAACCCGGCUUGACCCCGAUCAUGCUUUCGGCAAACAAAAACAACUACAAAAUUUUGACAAUGUUAUACAAAUUUAAUCAUCGACUAACCGUUAACGACAAAGAAAUUUUGGACGAUUCGUUCGAUACUUAUUCAUGGGAUGCCGUUAUGGAAAGAUUACUUCACUUUCGAGCCAGAGCGAGUCCAGCGUUCAUGCUGUUAAUGUACAAUGAGAAAGGAAUGGCGUGGGAUCCUUUGAACACAGCCAUGGAUUUGUUCGGAGAAUUACAAAUGCUGGCAAAGAGGGAGAGAGAAGUCGAUGAAGCUUAUUUACAAAUGGCCGAACAAUGCGAAACAUUUGCUUUGCAACUUUUGCAGGAAGUCAGAUCUGCCAGUGAAUUAGCUGAUCUCAUGAGAUACGAUCUUGACGCCGAUCCAGAUGAAGACGAUGAUCCUGGCGAAACGGAUCGUGUUAUAAUAAGAAAACGGGAAAAAAUGAGAAAUUACCUCAAGCCCAUUGAAAAGGCAAUCAAGUAUAAAAUGAAAGACUUUGUGACGUCAGAUAAUUCACAAUUAGCUCUUAUUUAUAUUCAAAAAGGAAGUUUAUUUCGAAAACUCAAAGGUUACAAAGCAUUUCUCGCACAGGUUCUGCUCGGCUUAUUGUUUCCUUUUCUCUCCAUUGGAUUUCUCGUCGCUCCGGACACAAAAUUUGGUCGUUUGAUGCGAAAUCCAACUGUAAAAUUUGCGUGUUCUGUGGUCUCAGAAGUUGUCUUCGUAAUAAUGUUACUUGCCAAUACGAUAUUGACGCAAAUACGAACGUCUCAGCAACGUGACGAGAUACCUCCGUUAUUAAUUAUAGCAUAUGCAUGGAUUAUAGGAAAAUUAGUUCAAGAGUUGCGAGAGAUGAUCCACCAGGGUCUUCGAGAAUAUCUCUCAGAUGUUUGGAAUUGGAAUGAUAUGUUUACUAUAUUAUUAUUCACUGGUUAUAUGGUGCUACGCCUUUUGAACAAAGUCAUGCAAGAUCAAGCCGGUGUAGGUAAUCAUUUCUACUGGGUUCCAGUCGUGCUCGACCCAGUCCCGCUAUCAGAUGUAUGUAUAUCAAUUGCCUACAUUCUCAUACAUCUCAGAAUUUUAGAAUUAUUGAGGGCUGACAGAAGAUUCGGACCACUGCAGGUAUCUCUGGAUUUGAUGACGAGAGAUGCGAUUCGAUUUCUUGUGAUUUUCUUCAUUAUUUAUCUUGCAUUCGGAAGUGGAAUUACAGAGCUAUACGCUCCGUUUGGAGAGUCGAAGGGUUGUUACUGUGACAUGAAAAAGUGUAAUCCUAAAACGAUGACAACAAUUGCAACCCUGACCUCAGAUAAUUCGUCAACGACAUCAACUAUAGCAACAGGACAAAUGCCCGAGGAAUGUAUACCAUGCAAAGUCCAUGGCGAUAAGGACUCUCAUGCGCUCACAGUAUCCCUCUGGGAAACUUUAAUGCAACUGUUUUGGACACUGUUUGGUUAUGGCAAUCCUACUGUGUGGACGGACAUUAACGAUGCUUGCAAAAGACACCAAAGUGCAGAAGUGGUGGGAACAAUUAUCAUAUGUAUGUAUCACAUUAUUGCCAUCAUAGUAUUGGUGAAUAUGUUGAUCGCUAUGAUGAGCAACAGCUUCCAGAAAACUCACGACGAUGCGGAGAGAGAAUGGAAGUUUCAUCGGACGCAACUUUGGUUAAAAUUCAUUCGAAAUGAAAUCAAUCGGCCUCCACCCAUGAAUUUAAUUCCACGACCAAAACAAAUACGACAAUUGGCAAAUAAAUUGAUGAAAAAGUUCCAAUCUUGUGGACGAGGGGAAGACACAAAUACUAUCGAAGAAGAUGGAAGAUUACAGAAUCAAAUACGAAUGCAACGUCGUCGCACCGGAUUUGACUCCAAUCAAGGCCGGUGCUUGGCUGGUUCGUGGAAUGAAGGAGAAACUCGAUAUUCUAAAGUUCUUAGACUCGUUGUUAUCCGGUAUCUGAAAAAGAAAGUACUUAACAGCGAAAUGGUUAUAUGAUAUUUAUUGUGAGGUUAUUAUUGUGCGCAAAUGUUCGCACAAAAAUUGAAAAACGUCUUGAGAAUGUGAUUAAUGUGAAAAUGAGAAAAAAUUGUUUUAUGAUAAUUUAGCGAUGUCAUGUUCCAAUCAGCACACUGUAUGUGCAUUUUUCGUCUGUAUAUGGGCUACUUAAUGAUAAACUAGCCCGUAAACGCGGUUGAAAAAAAGCGUAGUCGUGUUCUCCAGAACAAAUAAACUUCUUUCAUUUUUCUUUGAAAUAAAUCUGAGACCUUGGGAAAGGAUGGUUAGGAAGGACUGUUUAUAUGCCCUUCGCUAUAAUGACGUCACGAGGUUUCAUGAAUGAUAAGAAGAAAGUCAAAUUGUGUAAACGAAUAUGACGUCACCAAUGACGUCACAAAUUCGAAGUGUUAUUAUACAAAGUUAGGUAUCCAAUAAAUAUUGUUGUAAGUUUAAAAUACAUAUUUUCCGUGACAUCAACUUUUUAUAAAUUUUAUCUAGUUUUGAUUGAUUGAUUAUGUCUUUAAAAUGAAAACCAUUUUUAAAAUUUCAAACAUUUUUAAAUGACACAUUUUAUUUCAAAUAACAUGAGGAACUGAAAUUAUUUGUAAUGACAUCACAGUCUAAAUAAUUGAAUUUGAUGGCACUAACUAUUGUUUCACAGACUAAAAUCUUUGACUGGCGUAAUAAAUUGAGUAUUAUGAUAAAAUUUUGAAUGACAUUUUUAUGAAGUUUAAAAUGACCUCACAAACGCAAGAUUUUGAAUGAAGUCAGAAACUCCAACAUUUUGGACGAGUUUACAAAAUUAAGCAGUUUUUAAAAAAAAUCGGAAUAACGUCAAGAACUAUGGAUUUUUGACAUUUUGCUAAAAACCGAAGUUUUUGAAUUGGACUUCCAGAGACUUAGCCCAGCAAAUAGAAAAUGAACGUCUAAUUUUUAAUUUCUGUAGAAAUAAACUUCUGUGUGAGAUAUACUAAAGGUGCUGAUGAGAUAUGCUGUAAUCAUUUUUGUACGAUUUCCACAUUAUCGAGGUCAUAGUAUUUCAUGUUGGUUUGUUAUGGAAAAUAUAUAUGGUCUGUUACAAAUAUAUAUAAUGGAUGCUUAAAAUAUAUAUUUUUUGGGGGGUUUCCUUUUUUCUGAGAUUAUUUUUUUUAGGAUCAUGAUCAAAGUAUUUUAACAUUUUAUAGCUAUAUCAAUCAGUCCGUAGCUGGACAUUAUUAGUAUUACAUAAAAUAUUGCCUUAAGCCACAAAAUGUUGCCUAUUAUUCAAAGUAUUGCCGUGUGACGUCAAAAACGUCUUGAAAACGUCUUUCAUCAUUCUUUAGAGCAGUGGUUCUCAAACUUUCUGAGCCACGCCCCUUUUUAGAAUUUGUCGAGUCUCGUGCCCCCACCUCAAAAAUACCUAGCUAAAAAUAAGCUACAAAUAACAGAUAGCAAGGCGAA
This is a messenger RNA of Styela clava, 4624 nucleotides long. Its product is annotated as short transient receptor potential channel 4-like. Gene Ontology annotation, cellular component: cation channel complex; plasma membrane. NCBI's taxonomy places the organism in Eukaryota, Metazoa, Chordata, Ascidiacea, Stolidobranchia, Styelidae. The record is from RefSeq and is a predicted model, not a curated record. Gene Ontology annotation, molecular function: store-operated calcium channel activity; inositol 1,4,5 trisphosphate binding; protein binding. Gene Ontology annotation, biological process: calcium ion transmembrane transport; regulation of cytosolic calcium ion concentration.